UUUACGGUUGAGGAACUUGGGGCACAUGAUUCACCCCAGGCCAUUUAGCCUCAAAGUGCUAGGUUUCCCAACCUACAGGCUAGUCUUCAGUCCUGAAAGCGUGAGGGGAGAUGGCAAGGUAACCCUCUGCACAGGAAUGACGUGGGAAGAAUACCUAUUUGGGGGUUUAGGGCUGGGGAUGCUCCUGCUUCUGCUUCUGCUUGUGGUUGUUCUGUCCAUCUGCCUGUGUCGGCUCCACAGGAGAGUGAGGAGGCUGGAGAGAAGCUUGGUCCAGGCCUCAAAAGAGGAGCUCCACUAUACGUCCUUGCUGAGGCUGCCGGAACGGGAGAGACAUGACAUCCGAGAAAGGGAAGGCAACAAGGAGGACCCCAGCGGGGACUAUGCCUGCAUCGCCAAGAACAAACCCACCUGAAUACCUGCAGAUGCCUCCCCCAACCCAUGGCCAUCCUGUGGUUCACCCAGUUAAGACCAUGGUCUCGCCACCCUCCGUGUCUCAGGCUUCUUCAUCUAUUUCAAGCCCCAGCUCCACAGGGCCAAGAUCAAAACCUAAAUUACUGGGACUUCCCUGGUUGUCCAGUGCUUAAGGCUCUGGACACGUCCACUGCAGGGAGCACAGGUUCGAUUCCUGGUCAGGGAACUAAGAUCCCACCUGCCGAGUGGCCAAAAAUAAUAAUAA
Messenger RNA from Bubalus bubalis (water buffalo), 676 nucleotides. RefSeq names its product leukocyte specific transcript 1 (gene LST1). NCBI's taxonomy places the organism in Eukaryota, Metazoa, Chordata, Mammalia, Artiodactyla, Bovidae. The coding region runs from base 26 to 412 and encodes 128 amino acids. Gene Ontology annotation, cellular component: membrane. The transcript is spliced from 4 exons. The record is from RefSeq and is a predicted model, not a curated record. Gene Ontology annotation, biological process: dendrite development; cell morphogenesis; immune response.